Messenger RNA from Lagenorhynchus albirostris (white-beaked dolphin), 2973 nucleotides. RefSeq names its product dimethylglycine dehydrogenase (gene DMGDH). The coding region runs from base 1 to 2586 and encodes 861 amino acids. Lineage: Eukaryota; Metazoa; Chordata; Mammalia; Artiodactyla; Delphinidae. Gene Ontology annotation, cellular component: mitochondrion. The record is from RefSeq and is a predicted model, not a curated record. Gene Ontology annotation, molecular function: protein binding; oxidoreductase activity. The transcript is spliced from 16 exons.
AUGUUCUGCCUGGGCGCGCUGCGGCUGCGGGGCUUCCCGCUGCGGGGCUCCCCCGGCCGCCUACUUUCCGUCUGCGGCCGCGAAGGAGAAGAAAACCCACCCUCACCUGCAGAAACAAGAUGGAAAGACAGGGCAGAAACAGUGAUAAUUGGAGGUGGCUGCGUUGGUGUGAGUCUGGCUUAUCACUUGGCCAAAGCAGGCAUGAAAGAUGUGGUCCUCCUGGAGAAAUCGGAGCUCACUGCUGGAUCUACCUGGCACGCAGCAGGUUUAACAACUUACUUUCAUCCUGGAAUAAACUUAAAGAAAAUACAUUAUGAUAGCAUCAAACUUUAUGAGAAACUGGAAGAAGAAACCGGACAGGUGGUGGGAUUCCAUCAGCCAGGUAGUAUCAGAAUUGCUACAACUCCUGUAAGGGUAGAUGAAUUUAAAUAUCAAAUGACUCGGACUGGCUGGCAUGCAACGGAACAGUAUAUUAUUGAACCUGAAAAAAUACAAGAGAUGUUUCCUUUACUCAACAUGAAUAAGAUUUUAGCUGGACUGUAUAAUCCUGGAGAUGGUCACAUUGAUCCUUAUUCUCUAACUAUGGCCCUGGCUGCUGGGGCUAGGAAAUAUGGUGCCCUUUUAAAAUAUCCUGCACCAGUGACUUCUUUGAAACCCAAGUCAGAUGGAACAUGGGAUGUUGAAACACCACAGGGAUCUAUGAGAGCAAAUAGAAUUGUGAAUGCUGCAGGGUUUUGGGCUCGUGAAGUAGGUAAGAUGAUUGGACUAGAACAUCCCCUCAUUCCAGUUCAGCAUCAGUAUGUUGUCACAUCGACCAUCCCUGAAGUGAAAGCUUUAAAGCGAGAACUCCCGGUGCUCCGUGACCUGGAAGGAUCUUAUUACCUCCGACAGGAAAGGGAUGGGCUUUUGUUUGGUCCAUAUGAAAGUCAAGAGAAAAUGAAAGUUCAGGACUCAUGGGUCACCAAUGGAGUUCCUCCAGGGUUUGGAAAGGAGCUCUUUGAGUCUGAUCUAGACCGAAUCAUGGAACACGUCGAGGCUGCCAUGGAAAUGGUUCCAGUCUUGAAGAAGGCUGACAUCAUCAAUAUCGUCAAUGGUCCUAUCACCUAUUCUCCUGACAUUCUGCCUAUGGUAGGGCCCCAUCAGGGGGUCAGAAACUACUGGGUGGCUAUAGGCUUUGGGUAUGGCAUAAUCCAUGCUGGUGGGGUAGGGAAAUAUCUCAGUGACUGGAUCCUGCACGGAGAGCCUCCUUUUGAUCUGAUAGAAUUGGAUCCCAAUCGCUAUGGCAAGUGGACAACAACUCAGUACACCGAGGCCAAAGCAAGAGAGUCGUAUGGAUUCAACAAUAUUGUUGGUUACCCUAAAGAAGAACGGUUUGCUGGGAGGCCAACUCAGCGAGUCAGUGGGCUUUAUAAAACCCUGGAGUCCAAGUGUUCCAUGGGGUUCCAUGCAGGCUGGGAGCAGCCACACUGGUUCUAUCAACCAGGCCAGGACAAUGGGUACAGGCCAAGUUUUCGCCGCACAAACUGGUUUGAUCCUGUGGGCUCUGAGUAUAAACAGGUUAUGCAAAGGGUAGGGGUGAUUGACCUGUCACCAUUUGGCAAGUUUAACAUCAAAGGUCAAGACUCCAUUAGAUUGUUGGACCAUCUCUUUGCAAAUGUCAUUCCCAAGGUGGGUUUUACAAAUAUAAGUCACAUGUUAACACCAAAAGGUCAAGUAUAUGCUGAGUUGACAGUUUCUCACCAGUCUCCUGGGGAGUUUCUAUUAAUAACUGGUUCUGGAUCAGAACUUCAUGAUCUUAGAUGGAUUGAAGAAGAGGCUGUCAAAGGUGGAUAUGAUGUUGAAAUUAAAAACAUAACCGAUGAGCUUGGAGUCCUUGGCAUCGCAGGGCCACAUGCAAGAAAGGUCCUUCAGAAACUGACCUCUGAAGAUCUUAGUGAUGGUGUUUUCAAGUUUCUUCAGACCAAGUCUUUAAAGGUUUCCAACAUUCCUGUCACUGCUAUCAGGAUAUCUUAUACUGGUGAGCUGGGUUGGGAGCUGUACCACAGACGAGAAGAUUCUGCGGCACUUUAUGACGUUAUCAUGAAUGCAGGCCAGGAAGAGGGAAUUGACAAUUUUGGAACCUAUGCCAUGAAUGCCUUAAGACUGGAGAAAGCUUUCAGAGCCUGGGGGUCAGAGAUGAACUGUGAUACAAAUCCCCUGGAAGCGGGACUGGGAUACUUUGUAAAGCUAAAUAAGCCAGCAGACUUCAUAGGAAAGCAAGCACUGAAACAGAUUAAAGCCAAGGGGCUGAAACGGAGACUGGUCUGCCUCACCUUGGCAACGGACGAUGUUGAUCCGGAGGGAAAUGAAAGCAUCUGGUAUGGUGGCAAGGUGGUUGGCAACACGACCUCCGGAAGCUACAGUUACAGCAUCCAGAAGAGUCUGGCUUUCGCGUAUGUCCCUGUAGAGCUAAGUAAAGUGGGACAACAAGUGGAAGUUGAAUUAUUAGGCAAAAAUUACUCAGCAACCGUCAUAAAAGAACCCUUGGUGUUGACGGAACCAAUCAGAAACAAGCUUCAGAAAAAAGGUGGAAAGGACAAAAUUUGAAAAGACUUUGAGAAGGCAACUGAAUUAUGGUUGCUAUGUGAUUGUACUGAAAAUGAUAACUGAUUUGCUGGGGAAUAGGGGAAACCAAAAAUUUAUUUCAAAAUCAUCAGAAUCUUAAAACCAUUCUCUUGUUUCCUAAGCAAUAUAGAAUAAUGGAUGAGUGAUUUACAUUGUUGUUUCAGAUGAAGAAAUUUGAAGCUAAUGUUUUUACUAUUCUAUAUUGUUGUUUACAAAACUUGGCAAAACAUUUAAGUGUUUGCUUACCAUCAUUAUUACAACUGAAGUAGAAAACAUUAUAUAAUUUUAGAAACACUUUUAUGUGGUUCUUGUUAGCUGAAAACAAAUUAUGUUUUGUUUUUUGUUUUUUUUUACAAAUUAUGUUUUACA